GCAUAGUGAGAUUUUAAAUUUAUCUAACAAAACUUAGAAAUUUUCUUAACUGAAUAAAACUAGAAAGUGCUUCAGAUUAUGAUCAUUAUUACCCAAAUCAUAAUUGGCAUGAUAGAGUUCUGAAUUCCACUCCAAUGCCUGACUAGUCUACUUGCAUAAUUCACCAGCUUCUUCUUCUUCCCCCUCCUCCUUCUUCAUAUGGUAAUGCACAGGUCAAACCCAGCCCAACCCAACAACCUCCUAUUAUAAAAAUCUUUCCUUUCUCUCUUCUUCUCAGUUUUCACUUCCUCUAGAAUCUCUCUCUCUUUCUCUCUCACUAUUUCUUUUUUGCAAAGUGUAGAGAGUUUGUUUAUUGUUCUUGUUCUUGUUCUCGUUUUAUUUAUUUACUUUUGAAGAUUUGAUUUUUGGGUGUUGUCGCAAAGAUGGCUUUAAAAUUCUGUUUAUCUUCAUUUCAGCCAGUAAUUCCUGUCUCUGGUUCAUUAACUCGCAGACCCACUAAACCAAUUUACAAUCUUCGAGAAGAUAACUGUGUUUUUUUGGCAACAGAAAUUUAUUGUGCAAAUGCUAAGCAGUUAACCCACUACAGGUAUGGAAGAGGUAAAAAAAGUACCGAUCUUUUUGUCACUGCUCUAUCUCCCAGUGCUUGUCAAAACUCGUCGGCACCUUCUUUUACUGCAUUUAAUGAGUUGAUAGAGUCUUUGAUUAAUCGGGUGGAUUUAUCAGAAUCUGAAGCAGAAGCAUCACUUGAUUAUUUAUUAGAUGAUGUUAAUGAGGCAUUGAUCAGUGCUUUUCUUGUUUUGCUCAGAGCCAAAGGAGAGACUUUUGAAGAAAUUGUGGGAUUGGCGAGGGCAAUGAUUAAACAUGCUAGAAAAGUUGAGGGGUUAGUUGAUGCAGUUGAUAUUGUUGGAACUGGUGGCGAUGGAGCUAAUACGGUGAACAUUUCCACAGGGGCAUCAAUACUUGCUGCUGCUUGUGGUGCAAAAGUUGCCAAGCAAGGGAAUCGUUCAAGUUCUUCUGCAUGUGGAAGUGCUGAUGUACUGGAAGCAUUGGGGGUAGUAAUUGACCUGGACCCAGAGGGGGUAUCAAGGUGUGUGAAUGAAGCAGGAAUUGGCUUUAUGAUGUCACCAAAGUACCAUCCAGCAAUGAAGAUUGUCAGCGCUGUGAGGAAAAAACUAAAAGUAAAGACAGUAUUCAAUAUAUUGGGCCCUAUGUUGAAUCCUGCACGUGUGCCUUUUGGAGUUGUUGGUGUAUACAAGGAAGACUUAGUCUACAAAAUGGCGAAAGCAUUGCAACGAUUUGGGAUGAAAAGAGCAUUAGUUGUUCACUCAGAGGGCUUAGAUGAAAUGAGUCCCCUAGGACCAGGGAUAGUUCUAGACAUCACACCAGAAAAGAUUGAGAAAUUUUCAUUUGAUCCAUUGGAGUUUGGCAUUCCCCGCUGCACUUUAGAGAGCUUGCGUGGUGGAGGUCCAGACUAUAAUGCACAAAUACUAAAACGGGUUCUGUCAGGGGAGAAAGGGUCCAUUGCCGAUGCUUUGAUUCUAAAUGCAGCAGCAGCUCUCUUGGUAAGUGGUUGUGCGAGUACUCUAGCUGAAGGAGUAGGUAUGGCUCGUGAGACACAAUUGUCUGGAAAAGCUAUGAAGACAAUCGAUUCGUGGAUAAACAUUUCAAAUAUGAAAGGUGAAGUGCUCGUCUAGACAGCUUGAAAUUGUACUUGAUCAUAAGAGUUUAUACAUGCGAAAAAUAAGCCUGACAGCGCAGUUGGCAAUUCUACAAGGAACAGAUCAAAAAGAAGAAUGACUUUGUAUUUCACCUGGUGGCACAAGUGUUAAGACAGCUCAAAGUUUAAACAACUGGCUUGUAACUAAUUUUUAGUGGAAAGAAAUAUCAAACUGCAAUGUAAUGUUUUGAAUAAUCGUCCUCUCAAUCCGACUCUUGAACGGUGUUUUACCA
Messenger RNA from Ricinus communis (castor bean), 1950 nucleotides. Its product is annotated as anthranilate phosphoribosyltransferase, chloroplastic. Gene Ontology annotation, molecular function: anthranilate phosphoribosyltransferase activity. Gene Ontology annotation, cellular component: cytosol. Bases 423 to 1694 code for a protein of 423 amino acids. The record is from RefSeq and is a predicted model, not a curated record. Gene Ontology annotation, biological process: L-tryptophan biosynthetic process. Lineage: Eukaryota; Viridiplantae; Streptophyta; Magnoliopsida; Malpighiales; Euphorbiaceae. The transcript has 10 exons.